This is a messenger RNA of Arachis ipaensis, 1842 nucleotides long. RefSeq lists its product as uncharacterized. Lineage: Eukaryota; Viridiplantae; Streptophyta; Magnoliopsida; Fabales; Fabaceae. The record is from RefSeq and is a predicted model, not a curated record.
AUGAUGUUCAUGAAUAAGGAUUCCGACACGAUCUUAUGCCGCACAUUCCCAAUUUUUCUAGAUGGAGCCGCUCUGAUUUGGUUUUCCAACCUCCUUGAAGGCUCCAUUUCUAACUUCGACGAACUAGCAGACCAGUUCGUCAACCACUUCGCCGCAUCUAAAAUAUACGUCCAUAACUCUGACUACCUAAGCACCAUCAAGCAGGGACUGAACGAAAGCCUAAAAGACUACAUGACCAGGUUUGCUGAAGCAAUCAACAAAAUACCUAACCUAAACCCCGAAGUCCAUCUCCAUGCCUUGAAGAGCGGCCUCCGACCAGGGAAAUUCCAAGAAUCCAUAGUCAUUGCAAAACCAAAAACCCUGGCCGAGUUCCACAAAAAAGCAACUACCCAAAUCGAGGUGGAAGAAUUCCGAGCAUUACAAAGAGCAGAUAAACCUACCCCAAACAAAGACAAAGAAAGGCGAAACAGACAAUCAAACAACAGAACGGAUACGAGAACGUUCAGGCUAACACCCAAAUUCGACAACUACACCCUCUUCAACGCAAAAUGGGAGGACAUCAUAAAAGAUAUAUUGCACUCAAAACUUAUCAAACCCCUAAACAGGGCCGGUACAUAUCAAGACCAUCGUCAUGUGGAUAGAUCAAAGUAUUGUGCCUUCCACCAGAAGUACAGCCACACCACGGACGACUGCGUAAUAGCCAAGGACGUCCUCGAAAAGCUCGCCCGCCAAGGACUACUGGACAAAUAUAUUGACAGCCGAGGAAGGAAGCGAAGCACAGACGAUCUCGGCCAACAAUCCAAAUCGACCGACAACUCCCGAGAUAAAGGGAAAAAGGUAGAUAACGAUAUCAAUCCACCGCGUAGAAUAAUAAACUGCAUUUCUGGUGGUUUUGCAGGUGGCGGAUUCGAUAAGGACAGACCGGAAAUCUCAUUCGUCCCCAAAGACUACAAAGCAAAUGAUCGAAACCUAGAUGACCCGGUUGUCAUCACAGCGCAAGUCGGGGAACCAUUAGUAAAGAAGAUCCUAAUGGACCCAGGAAGCAGCGCCGAUGUACUUUUCUACUCAACUUUCCAAAAGAUGAAACUCAACGACAAGAAUCUCCAACCAUAUUCCAGAGAACUGGUAGGUUUCUCAGACUGCAGAAGUCCAUAUAACAUCAUUUUAGGCAGACCAUCCUUGAACGCAUUCAAUGCUAUUGUUUCUACUGUGCAUUUGUGUGUUAAGUUUCUUUCACAGGACAACAAAGUCAUCACUAUCCACGGAGACCAGAAAGACGCCAGACAGUGCUAUAACGCCAGUCUGAAAGACGAACUGCCAAAACAACCCGAACAGCAAUACGUUCAAGCAGUAUAUAACUCGGAUCAACUGCCUGCCCUGGCCAACUUGGACCCCAGAACCAACCAUCAAGAGCGGCCGAUGCCAACAGACGAUCUAACCAAGAUCCAAUUAACCGAGAACGACCAAUCCAAGUACACAUACUUCGGCAACGCACUUAAGGCAGAAGAACGGGACCAACUAACCGAGCUAUUGAGACGCAAUGUUGACCUAUUUGCAUGGAUCCCGAUAGACAUGCCAAGAAUAGAUCCUAAUGUAAUUUGUCAUAAGUUGGCCAUCAAUCCAACAGUCCGACCUAUAGCCCAAAAGAAACGACACCUCGGCACUGACAAGAGAGCAACCUCCUUGGAAGAGACUCAAAAGCUACUCAACGCCGGCUUCAUCAAAGAACUCAGAUACUCCACUUGGCUAGCCAAUGUGGUAAUGGUAAGAAAGAAUAAUGGUAAGUGGAGGAUGUGUGUGGACUAUACAGACCUUAACAAGGCCUGUCCAAAGGACGCAUGA